AUGUCCCUGCGCUUCCAGACGACCGUGGCGCGCGCCGCGCUCGCCUCUCUAAAACAACCGCGCACGGCGCUGCGCUACGGCGCGGCGCACGCGCGCCGCGCGUCGUCGCGCGCGCCCCUCGCCGUCGUCGGCGUCGUCGCCGCCGCCGGGGGCCUCCGCCAGACGCGCUGCGAGGCCAUGGUCCACCGAAAGCCCACGACGCACCUCCUCCGCCGGAGCACGACCUACCACCUCACCCAGGGCAACCUCGUCCUCCGCUGGUUCAAGCGCGCCGCGCACCGCCUGCGUCUCGCGCUCCGCGUCGGCUACCUCACGUGCCUCGGCGCGUCGGCCGUGAGCUUGGGCGUCGUCUGCCUCAACGAGGCCGCGCCCUUGCCGAGCGCGCUCGUCGAGGCCUACUGGCGCUACGCGAUCUGGGCCGUGGAGACCGCGGGCCCGACGUUCGUGAAACUGGCGCAGUGGGCGUCGACGCGGCCCGACAUGUUCGACGCGGCGCUGUGCGCGCGCUUCGCCGUGCUCCACGACGCGACGACGCCCCACGCCUGGGCCCACACGGCCGAGGUCAUGGCGUCCGCGUUCGGCGACGACUGGGCCCGGCGCGUCGAGCUGGAGCAGGAGACGAUCGGCUCCGGGUGCAUCGCGCAGGUCUACCGGGGCUUCUGCGACGGCCGCAAGGUCGCCGUCAAGGUCUGCCACCCGCAGAUCCAGGAGAAGGUGUCCGCGGACAUGCGCAUCCUCGCGUACUUCGCCAGGUGGCUCGGCGGCAAGGAGCUCGUGGGCGCCUUCGGGGCGCUCAUGCGGGACCAGAUGGAUCUGAGGAUCGAAGCGCGGAACCUCGAGCGGUUCACGGCGAACUUUGGCAAGGAGCGCGACGUCGACGUCGUCUUCCCGGUGCCCGUGUUGGUGCGACCCGACGUCCUCGUCGAGACCUACGUCGAGGGCCGGCCCAUCAACACGUUCACGACGGACGCGACGGACGCGGCGACGAAGCGGCGCAUCGCCGACGCGGGCUGCCAGCUGGUGCUGAAGAUGGUCUUCACGCACAACUUCAUCCACGCGGACCUCCACCCGGGCAACGUCCUGGUCGACGUCGACGACGAGCGCGUGCGCGUCGGCCUGCUGGACGCGGGCCUCGCCUACGAGGUGACGAACCACAAGUCGUUCCUCAACGUCGUCUACCACCUGAUGAUGCGCGAGGGCAGCCAGGCGGGCGUCAGGGCAGGACAAGAGAGCGAAAUUCCCAACUUCAAAGGCUCCUUUCUCGGCCGUUUUCCACUCGUUUCGGCUGAUUCUUGGACGAGCGAUCAUCUCUUGGAACGGUCUCGAAGCGUGAAUGCUUUUCCCGGAACGCGCGCGCGCGGAACACUCACGUUGAAGCGACGUUGA
Aureococcus anophagefferens is the source of this 1386-nucleotide messenger RNA. RefSeq lists its product as hypothetical. Gene Ontology annotation, biological process: protein phosphorylation. The record is from RefSeq and is a predicted model, not a curated record. Bases 1 to 1386 code for a protein of 461 amino acids. The transcript has 3 exons. Lineage: Eukaryota; Pelagophyceae; Pelagomonadales; Pelagomonadaceae. Gene Ontology annotation, molecular function: protein kinase activity; ATP binding.